Messenger RNA from Cuscuta campestris, 1566 nucleotides. The record is from the annotation of a GenBank genome assembly. NCBI's taxonomy places the organism in Eukaryota, Viridiplantae, Streptophyta, Magnoliopsida, Solanales, Convolvulaceae.
CAACAAACGCCCAUUCAACUUUUAUCUCAUUACCCGACUUUCUUUGUGGACAUGAAUCUGACUACUUUCUCAGCGUCAAAACUCUACAGAAUGUUCUUUCACUGGGUGGAGCUAAGAACUAACGGCUGAAAACAGAAAACAGUCGGGGGAUGGCAUUGAUUUCCUUAGCCCCUCCUUCAACCUGUCACCGCUCUUUCUCUGCAUCUAUUCAUGGCAGAAAAGCGCCUUCUUUGGCUGACCCUUUGCUCUACAACCGUUAUCUUACUCAAAGACGAAAUCUUUCUUCAUGUACCCACAACAAGUUCCCAAGUUGCGUCGAACCCAAUAGGAAGGGUUUCAAUUUGGGCGAGCAUUCACAAUCAUCUGUGGCAGAAGUUGACGCAGAUCCUGAAAAGUUAGAGCUCAAGAGCCAAGAUUUGAACAGGGCGAAGGCGGAUUUGUUAAGUGAAAUAUGGGAAUGGGCGUUGCUGGUGUCGCCCUUCUUCUUCUGGGGCACGGCUAUGGUGGCAAUGAAGGAAGUUCUGCCCAAGACUGGGCCUUUUUUCGUGUCUGCAUUCCGAUUGAUUCCUGCAGGUUUUCUCUUGGUGGGCUUUGCUGCUUCCCGGGGCCGGAAAUUCCCUUCCGGGCUCAAUGCUUGGCUUUCUAUCACGCUAUUCGCACUAAUUGAUGCUGCCUGCUUUCAGGGUUUUCUAGCUGAGGGGUUGGAGAAGACAUCAGCUGGUUUAGGCAGUGUAAUUAUCGAUUCACAGCCUUUGACUGUUGCUAUUCUAGCAUCACUGUUAUUUGGUGAGUCUAUUGGAUACGUCGGAGCUGCAGGACUUGUACUUGGAGUAGUAGGUCUUUUUCUUCUUGAGGUGCCUGCAUUGACAAUUGAUGAGAAAAACUUUUCACUUUGGGGAAGUGGGGAGUGGUGGAUGCUUCUUGCUGCACAAAGCAUGGCAGUUGGUACAGUUAUGGUCCGUUGGGUUUCCAAGUACUCUGAUCCUGUCAUGGCUACCGGAUGGCACAUGGUUAUUGGUGGCCUCCCGCUGAUUAUUAUCUCCAUGCUUAAUCACGACCCUGCCCUUCAUGGUAGUUUGGAGGAGCUUACUUCCAUUGAUGUAUUGGCACUGGUCUAUACAUCAGUUUUCGGUAGUGCAUUGAGCUAUGGUGUUUACUUUUACAAUGCAACAUCAGGCAGCCUUACAAAGCUCAGCUCGCUUACCUUUUUGACUCCUGUUUUUGCUUCAAUAUUUGGGUUCAUAUAUCUUGGCGAGACAUUCACACCUAUUCAGUUGAUUGGCGCGCUGGUAACACUGGCAGCAAUUUACAUGGUUAACCUUAAGAGUGGUGAUGCAUGAAAUGUUACCAUCUAGACAGAGAUCCAUUCACCCACAGAUGUUUGAACAGAUGUAAUAAUCUAUAGUACUCCAGUUAGUAUAGAGCAGCAAAGCAGUUCCCUUUUUUGUACAUGCAUGUUCAAAGUAAUGUUUCCUUAAACAUGAUGGAAUGUAAUAAAAAACACUAGGUAUACUUUUAGGGCAAAGUUGCAUUUGAUGUGCUUUUGAUUAAAUCACAUUCCGGUUA